GAAUUUAAAUCGCGGCGCGGAAGGGUUGAAUAUCUUUGAUGGCUUAAUGACUAUAGAUUAAUAAUCAACUCCGAUUACUUAAAUGUCGCACACUUGUGCAGAGCUUCAGUACGACUACACCUCCGCGGUCGUCGAUGAAUCACAAGACUCAAAUAGACGGGCAUUUCCCCAAACGACCUCGCGACGUCUGCGCCGCGAUUCCUGCGUGAGGUAGAGAAAACCGCGUUUCGUGUGACUGUGUUUAGCCAAAUACACUUGAAACAAUGGGAGCAACACGAAUUUACCUAAUGGGCGUGGUUUUAGCUGUUCUCGUAAGUCUGAACUUAUUCGUGACAAACAAUAACACGAAGCGACACCUUCAAAACGAAACACUGGCAUCAGCUGCGUCAAAUCGCAAUGGACAUAAGGAUAAGGUUUACCUACAAGGAGAGGUAUAUGCAGUGAGGGAGAUCAGUGACCCGAGAAAUUAUCAACGAAAUCGCACCGGCUUACGGAUGUUGUCUUCUGUCUAUAAACACCUUCCGAAGAUCAAGAGAAAAUUUUCAUCCGUUUCCUCACAACUGAUGGAUUUGGUUACGAAGCUUCAGCAAGAUAUUACCCAAAGAGGAAUAACGGAUCAGCCCUGGGCUUUGGCGGACAAAUGGGCCACUACGGAGUCCCUGGUUCCAGAGCCGGCCUCCGGAUUAGGGGACGUUCUGGCCGCCCUCUCCACGGCGCCCAUCACGGCGGCCGACGUCGGGCACGGAGGGACGCAGCUCAAGCUCUUUCUCAACCUGGAUGGGGGGCAGGCGGUGGUGUUUAGGCCAGUGAGGAAUACUCUCGGUGUGGUUUAUGACACUAUAUAUAGUGGGUUGGAUCGCCCUGAUGGAGAAAUCGCUGCGUUCCAUCUCAGCAGACUUCUGGACCUCCGGAUGGCGCCCCUCGCCGUCGGUCGCUCCUUGUCCCUGAGGAGAGACAUCAUGCCCGUUUCCACGGAAAGACUUAACAGCACUUUCUUGACUGGGGAAUUCUUGCAGCACCCGAAGGUACUAGUCAUGGCACCCAUGAGUGCCAUGGCAGCCAGUCUGGGAGCUACUGCCUUGUUGCCUAUUUUCACAGGGGUUUGGCCGGUCAAGAAUUAUUGCUCCGAGGCCAAGAACUGUACUGAUCUGUGUUUGAAACGGCUUAUAUCUCUAGUGUUCUGA
Messenger RNA from Penaeus monodon (black tiger shrimp), 1184 nucleotides. RefSeq names its product glycosaminoglycan xylosylkinase-like. Gene Ontology annotation, molecular function: phosphotransferase activity, alcohol group as acceptor. The record is from RefSeq and is a predicted model, not a curated record. NCBI's taxonomy places the organism in Eukaryota, Metazoa, Arthropoda, Malacostraca, Decapoda, Penaeidae. The transcript is spliced from 7 exons. Gene Ontology annotation, biological process: protein phosphorylation. Gene Ontology annotation, cellular component: Golgi apparatus. Bases 264 to 1184 code for a protein of 306 amino acids.